AUGUCUCUCCCCGGCCUAGACCUCACACAGCCGUCGGCGGACAACCAAUUUGCGCCCGCACCACCGACCCAAAUCAGUUUGUCGAAGGACUCCGAGUGGAGAUUUGAGGUUGCUUUCGGCACAGUUAUUCGAGUCAAGCUCCUCGCUGGCACCGCAGAACUCUUUGGCACCGAACUAGCUCCGUCUCAAACAUACACCUUCUCCGGGACGAAAGGCGCAAUAUACACCUGGCAUGGUUGCACACUGGAAGUGAGCGCGGGGGACACAGGACCGUCCGUCGAUGGAUUGGCACCGGGUGGACUGGGCGGCGCGACACCUCGCGGGCUCGGCGCGGGAGGUUGUCAAAGCGAGUACACGGCGGAGGAGACCCCGAUGGUUGAAUACGCCAAUGUGCAUUUUGCGCUAGAGUCCAUGCGUCAGGAGGCGAAAGCGACUGGGAAAGACGGUCCGCGCGUGCUGAUUCUCGGCCCGGAGAAUGCGGGAAAGACAAGUGUCGCGAAGAUCCUGACGGCCUAUGCGACGAAGGUGGAGAGGCAGCCUAUCGUUGUCAACUUGGAUCCGAACGAGGGCAUGCUUAGUGUCCCCGGGACGUUGACAGCGGCGGCGUUCCGCACUAUGAUGGAUGUUGAGGAGGGAUGGGGGAGCAGUCCUAUGUCGGGGCCCAGUGCUGUGCCUGUGAAGCUACCGUUGGUCUACUUUUACCCGAUGCAGAAUCCGCUGGAGGCGGAGGGGUCUGUUUACCGGCCUAUUGUGUCGCGGUUGGCGCUGUCGGUGAUGGGACGCAUGGCGGAGGAUGAAGAGGCUAGGGAAACUGGUAUUAUUGUGGAUACGCCGGGGGCUUUAAGUCAGGGUAAACCUGGAAGCCUUGAGAUGAUCAACCACAUCGUGACGGAGUUUUCGAUUACUACUAUCCUUGUCAUUGGCUCGGAACGCCUAUACAGUCUCAUGAUGAAGAGCUACGAUAACAAGCCGACGUCUGGCGCUUCCGCUGUGGCCUCGGACGAGCGCAUUACGGUCGUGAAGCUCUCCAAAUCCGGUGGAUGUGUCGAUCGUGACGCAACAUUUAUGAAGGGUGUACGGGAGUCCCAGAUCCGGACGUACUUCUUUGGAAACCCUAUUCCGUCCACUGCAUCUGCCGCUCUUUCACUCUCAGCAUCGUCCACUACCAACGUGACGCUAUCUCCACACGCCCAACAGCUUGAAUUCAACACACUAAGUAUCUACAAUUAUACCAUCGCAUCGCUAGAGGAAGACGAAGACGAAUAUGACCCGUCUCAACUCGGCGCCGGUGACUCGUUCCUCCCCGGAGGAGGCAACGACGCCGAGGUCAGCCAGACCCAGCCAGACGAGCCUGCUCGAGCGACCCCUUUGCCCGGUAUAGUAUCCAGCAUCGAGAGCGCCACUCCCGCCAUGGCCUCGAAUGUGCCGUUGAAGAAAGUCUCACCCCCUGCACCAUCCACCCUCGCCAAUUCUCUCAUCGCCAUCACCAACGCACCCACGACCGCCAGUGCAGCCGAGGUGCGGGACGCCAGUAUCAUGGGAUUCCUGUACGUGGCCGAAGUGGAUAGCGAGAAGGGCAAGAUCCGUGCUCUGGCCCCGGUGGGCGGACGAGUGCCCCCGCGGGCAAUUGUCUGGGGAAAGAAGUGGCCCGGAGAGGUGGUGGGUUUGGUGGGAUAG
Aspergillus bombycis is the source of this 1677-nucleotide messenger RNA. Its product is annotated as cleavage polyadenylation factor subunit CLP1. The transcript is spliced from 3 exons. Gene Ontology annotation, molecular function: polynucleotide 5'-hydroxyl-kinase activity. Gene Ontology annotation, cellular component: mRNA cleavage factor complex; nucleus. Lineage: Eukaryota; Fungi; Ascomycota; Eurotiomycetes; Eurotiales; Aspergillaceae. Bases 1 to 1677 code for a protein of 558 amino acids. The record is from RefSeq and is a predicted model, not a curated record. Gene Ontology annotation, biological process: tRNA splicing, via endonucleolytic cleavage and ligation.